GGCCGGUGUGUCCCAGUGACCGGCGGCAGCAGCGGCGGGGAUGCGGCGGGGAGUGUGAGAGUGUCCCCUCCGUGUCGUCCCCCCCGGCCGAGAUGAGGCAGAGCCCCCCCGAGAGGAGCUUGGGCCAGGGCGCGGUGGCACCAUGAGCCCCCCGGUGCCCGCUGUCCCCGCCGGCAGGAUGCUGCUCGCCCUGGCCCUGCUGGUCACUGCUGGUCACUGCUGGUCACUGCUGGUCACUAGUGGUCACUGCUGGUCACUGUUGGUCACUGGUGUCCCCACGGUGUCCUCACAGGGCGCGGUGGCACCAUGAGCCCCCCGGUGCCCGCUGUCCCCGCCGGCAGGAUGCUGCUCGCCCUGGCCCUGGCCUGCGCCAGCCCCUUCCUGGAGCCGCCGGCGGCGCCGCGCCGCACGCUCAACGUGGCCGUGAUCCUCAGCGGCGCCUCCUACGGCCCCGCCGGGCCCCGCCUGGCGCCCGGAACCUUCCGGAACUUCUCCCUGGACGUGAACCCCGUGGGCGUGGUGCUGAACGACACCAACCCGCGCAGCCUGAUCGUGCGGCUGUGCGACGUGCUGAGCUCGCUGCGCAUCCACGGCGUCGUCUUCGAGGACGACACGCGCUCCGAGGCCGUGGCGCAGAUCCUGGACUUCAUCUCGGCCCAGACCUCCGUGCCCAUCAUCGGCGUCAACGGCGGCUCCGCCAUCGUGCUCACGCCCAAGGAGAAGGGCUCCACCUUCCUGCAGCUGGGCUCCUCCACGGAGCAGCAGCUCCAGGUGAUCUUCGAGGUGCUGGAGGAGUACGACUGGACGGCCUUCGCCGUGGUCACCACGCUGCUGCCGGGCUACGAGGACUUCGUGGACUACGUGGAGGUGCUGACCGACAGCAGCUUCAUCGGCUGGGAGCACCGCGGCGUGGUCACCCUGAACCUCACCGACGACCCCGAGGGCGCGCGGACGCGCCGGCAGCUGCGCGAGGUGUCGGCGCAGAUCCGGCUGCUCUACUGCUCGCGCGACGAGGCCGAGGCCGUGUUCCGCGCCGCGCGCGACGCCGGCCUCACCGGGCCCGGCUACAUCUGGUUCGUGGUGGGCACCAACCUGGGCGGCAGCGAGCAGCUGCCCGAGCACGUGCCCGCCGGGCUGUUCGCCGUGCUGUCGGCCGGCUGGCGCGACGACCUGCAGCACCGCGUGCGCAACGGCGUGGCCAUCGUGGCCAAGGGCGCCGAGGCGCUGCUGCGCGACUACGGCUUCAUCCCCGAGUUCAACAACGACUGCCGCGCGCCCAACGUCACCCAGAUCAACGACAACCUGCACAGGUACUUCAUGAACAUCACGUGGGGACAGAAGGACUUCUCCUUCAACGAGGACGGCUACCUGGUGAACCCCUCGCUGGUGGUCAUCUCCCUCAACAAGGAGCGCACCUGGGAGGUGGUGGGCAGCUGGGAGCAGCAGGUGCUGCGGCUCAAGUACCCGGUGUGGUCGCGCUACGGGCGCUUCCUGCAGCCCGUGGAGGACGGGCGGCACCUGACGGUGGCCACGCUGGAGGAGCGUCCCUUUGUCAUCGUGGAGAACAUCGACCCCGCCACCGGCACCUGCAUCCGCGACUCCGUGCCCUGCCGGCGCCAGCUCAACCGCACCGCCAGCCCCCCGCCCUUCGAGAAGAAGUGCUGCAAGGGUUUCUGCAUCGACAUCCUGAAGCGCCUGGCGCGCGCCCUGGGCUUCACCUACGACCUCUACCUGGUCACCAACGGCAAGCACGGCAAGAAGAUCGACGGCGUCUGGAACGGCAUGGUGGGCGAGGUGUUUUACCGGCGCGCCGACAUGGCCAUCGGCUCGCUGACCAUCAACGAGGAGCGCUCCGAGAUCAUCGACUUCUCCGUGCCCUUCGUGGAGACCGGCAUCAGCGUGAUGGUGUCGCGGAGCAACGGCACCGUGUCCCCCUCCGCCUUCCUGGAGCCCUACAGCCCGGCCGUGUGGGUGAUGAUGUUCGUCAUGUGUCUCACCGUGGUGGCCGUCACCGUCUUCAUCUUCGAGUACUUCAGCCCCGUGGGCUACAACCGGAGCCUGGCCAGCGGCCAGCGCGCCGGUGGCUCCACCUUCACCAUCGGCAAGUCCAUCUGGCUGCUGUGGGCGCUGGUGUUCAACAACUCGGUGCCGGUGGAGAACCCCAAGGGCACCACCAGCAAGAUCAUGGUGCUGGUCUGGGCCUUCUUCGCCGUCAUCUUCCUCGCCAGCUACACGGCCAACCUGGCGGCCUUCAUGAUCCAGGAGGAGUACGUGGACACCGUGUCCGGCCUCAGCGACCGCAAGUUCCAGCGGCCCCAGGAGCAGUACCCCCCUCUCAAGUUCGGCACGGUGCCCAACGGCUCCACGGAGAAGAACAUCCGCAGCAAUUACCCGGCCAUGCACAGCUACAUGGUGCGCUACAACCAGCGCGGCGUGGAGGACGCGCUGCAGCACCUCAAAACGGGCAAGCUGGACGCCUUCAUCUACGACGCGGCCGUGCUGAACUACAUGGCCCGCAAGGAGGAGGGCUGCAAGCUCGUCACCAUCGGCUCGGGCAAGGUGUUCGCCUCCACGGGCUACGGCAUCGCCCUGCAGCGGGGCUCGCGCUGGAAACGGCCCGUGGACCUGGCCCUGCUCCAGCUCCUGGGCGAUGACGAGAUCGAGAUGCUGGAGCGGCUCUGGCUGUCGGGGAUCUGCCACCAGGAGAAGCUGGAGGUGAUGAGCAGCAAGCUGGACAUCGACAACAUGGCCGGCGUGUUCUACAUGCUGCUGGUGGCCAUGGGGCUGAGCCUGCUCGUGUUCGCCUGGGAGCACCUGGUGCACUGGAAACUGAGGCACCUGGGCACGCCCGGGCGGCUGCGCUGCCUGCUGGCCAUCAGCAGGGGCAUGUACAGCUGCUGCAGCGCCGAGGAUCCCCCCACGCCCCCUCCCCACGCCCUCCGCGCCCCUCCCCCCACGCCCCCCUCCCUGCCCCGCCCCCCCCCCCCCGCGCCCGCCGCCCCCCCCCCCCCGAGCGCUGGCGCCCCCUGCCCGCCCCCUCCUCGCGCCGGGGGCGCCCCCGACUCCUUCCAUCGCUUCUACGGCCCCAUCGAACCGCAGGGGCUCAGCCGGGGGUCCCGCUCCCCUCCCCCCCCGCCCCGCUACCCCCCCGGGACCCCCCCCGACCCCUUCACCCCCCCUGGCCCCGCCGCGCCCCCCCCCGCGGCCGCUACGAGCCCUUGGGGGGAGCCCGACCCCCCGUUCGCGUACGCGCGCCUGAGCUACGAGGACGAGCGCAGCCCCCCCGCGCCCCCCGCCCCGCGCCGCGCCCCCUCCCACAGAGGGACCCCCGGCAUUGGGGGAGGGGACCCCGAGGCUCAGCCCCUGCUGAGGCCCCGCCCCCACCCUCACCUGUGCAGGGGGGCGGGGCAUCCGGCGCACCUGGCCCCGCCCCCUGCCCCCGCGCUCUCCCCCGACAUCUCCGACUCGGACUCGGAGGGCUGCGGGGGGGGGCGCGGGGGGGGGGCGGAGCCGCUGGGGGCCCGGAGAGGCUCCGCCCACUUCUCCAGCCUCGAGUCCGAGGUAUGA
Molecule: messenger RNA, 3567 nt
Organism: Zonotrichia leucophrys gambelii
Lineage: Eukaryota; Metazoa; Chordata; Aves; Passeriformes; Passerellidae
Product: glutamate receptor ionotropic, NMDA 2D-like
Biological process (GO): long-term synaptic potentiation; monoatomic ion transport; excitatory postsynaptic potential
Cellular component (GO): plasma membrane; NMDA selective glutamate receptor complex
Molecular function (GO): NMDA glutamate receptor activity
Source: RefSeq, a predicted model, not a curated record